Oncorhynchus kisutch (coho salmon) is the source of this 7963-nucleotide messenger RNA. Its product is annotated as substance-P receptor-like. Gene Ontology annotation, molecular function: substance P receptor activity. The coding region runs from base 366 to 1688 and encodes 440 amino acids. NCBI's taxonomy places the organism in Eukaryota, Metazoa, Chordata, Actinopteri, Salmoniformes, Salmonidae. Gene Ontology annotation, biological process: G protein-coupled receptor signaling pathway; positive regulation of flagellated sperm motility. Gene Ontology annotation, cellular component: sperm midpiece; plasma membrane. The record is from RefSeq and is a predicted model, not a curated record. The transcript is spliced from 5 exons.
UUUUGCUGCGGUGGAGAAGAGCCACACACCAAGGACCAUCUCAAUUUCACACGGAGUGGAGUCAACUUAAAUACAUAUUCAUCGUAUUAUCCAAAUUCAAUUUUUAAUAACUUCGACAAUUCAAAUUUUUCUGUGUGUGAGCUGCACCUUCAGUGAUCAUUCCAUUAUUUUACCAUUCUAAUUUAGCUGUGCCAAAUGAAUCAGAAGAAUGGCAAUGAUGAAGAAAGUUUAAAUUGAAAUACAUCAACACACACCAAGAUUAUCUCUAACCAUUUACUCAAUCAGUUGUUAGUGGUUGAGUGUACAUGUCAUAGGUAUUGCAUGGACCAACAUUAUUUUUGUCACAAAAAAAAGAUAACACCAAAAUGGAUCCCUUGUUCACCACGACUGAUUUGCCAUUGCUAAGCAAUUGGACCAACGCUUCAGGGCUCAAUGGAACUGAUCUAGACGGAAACCAGUUUGUUCAACCAGUUUGGAGAAUUGUUCUAUGGGCUUUCGCCUACAGUUGCAUGGUUACUGUGUCUCUGGUGGGGAACGUCGUAGUAAUAUGGAUCAUUAUGGCGCAUAAACGAAUGAGAACUGUGACCAACUAUUUUCUGUUGAACCUGGCGUUUGCAGAGGCGUCUAUGUCAGCCUUCAACACCGUUAUCAACUUCGUCUAUUCCGUCCACAAUGAGUGGUACUUCGGGCUGAUGUACUGCCGCUUUCACAACUUCUUCCCCGUCGCUGCUGUCUUCGCUAGUAUCUACUCUAUGACUGCGAUAGCGGUGGACAGGUACAUGGCCAUCAUCCACCCCUUGCAGCAGCGUAUGUCGUCCACAGAGACCAAGGUGAUCGUGGGAGUGAUCUGGGUGCUGGCUCUGCUCCUGGCCUUCCCUCAGUACUACUACUCAGUGACAGAAGAGCUGCCUGGACGAAUCAUCUGCUACAUCGAGUGGCCCGAAUACUCUGGCUUCGACUACAGAAUUAUGUACUACAUGUGCGUGACAGUGCUGAUCUACUUCCUGCCUCUACUGGUGAUGGGCUGUGCCUAUCUGGUGGUGGGCCUCACUCUCUGGGCCAGUAACAUACCUGGAGACUCCUCUGACCGCUACAAAGAGCAGCUCACUGCCAAACGCAAGGUGGUGAAGAUGAUGAUCGUGGUGGUGUGCACGUUUGCUAUCUGCUGGCUGCCCUACCACGUGUACUUCCUGCUCCAUCUGUUCUUCCCCCUCCUGUUUGAGACGCUCUACAUCCAACAAGUCUACCUGGCUGUCAUGUGGCUGGCCAUGAGCUCCACCAUGUACAACCCAAUCAUCUACUGCUGUCUCAACGACAGGUUCCGAGCUGGCUUCAAGCAGGCGUUCCGAUGCUGUCCCUGUGUUCCCGCUGGCUCUUACGAGGGUCUGGAGCUCAAGUCCACACGUUACCUACAGACCCAGACCAGCAUGUAUAAGACCAGUCGCAUGGAGACCGCUGUGUCCGCAGUGCCGCACGUGGUCGACGACUUGGAGCCUCCCAGGUUCGGGGCCCUAUCUGGGGCCGGGUGUGAGGUCGGGGCGCGGGGGGUUGGCGUAGGGGGCAUGGGGUUGUGUGCGGCGGCCCCCAGGCGCUCCUCUCUGGACCUGACUUCCAAUGGCUCUUCGUCCCGCAGCAUCUCCAAGACCGUUUCGGAGACCUCCAGCUUCUACAACAACCUGCCUGAGUAGGGAUGGGAGAGUAGAGUCAAGCACCGCUGAACACUCUCUCACAAUAUCUGCCAAUGGGGACCGUGUGCAUGUGUGUUUGUGUGUGUGUGGCCGUGAACGUGUUUGUGUGUGAGUGUACAUUUGAGUUGGUGUGUGGGUUCCGUCCAUGUAGGUGGAUGAUGUCCUUUCAUUGAAUGUUGGGCAUCAAGUCUACCGCCUGUGACUAAGGCUUGGUUUGGUUCCCCUUCAGAGGGCUUUCCAGUGUGCCCUGAUUCAAACUAAACAGGAGUCAGUAGACACUAAGGCCAUAAGGCAUACCUAGCCCACACUACCUGGUACCUGCUGUACACGAGUUAGCUGAGAACGUCACGAAACCGAUGCGCACGCUUCAAUGGGGCAGAAAGCCGUGUGUUGUUGGGAUUCUGGAUGGCCAGGUAGCUAGCAACAAUGACAAGUGGGGAAUCGUGAGUGGCUCGUUUCAGCUAGUUUUACCUUGUUUUUUGAGGUUUUUGACUGCUGUCACGUCUAUGCUAAAAUGGCUCAAAUUCGCCUGCUAGCUAACCAAGAAAUGUAAGGAUGUAUUUCAGUGACAACAUGUACUCAUUGUGCAACUAUUUAUGUUUUCAAUAAACAUUGGAGACAAAAUGUAGUUUACACGUUGUCAGAAAUUUAAACCAACCCUGUCUGUUUUGCCCCAUAGUUGCACACGUGUCGGUUUUGUUGCUAAACAGCCAACCCAUCUAUAGCCCGCAGAGCUAAAGGCUGGGUUCAAGACUGUGUCACAAGACUUGAUCGAUACAGAAAACAAGCUUAAUACAGGACCCAGCCCUAACUGAACCCUAGAACCUUUACACUGUCCUCAAAGCUUAAAUUAACAGAAUCUACCUAAAACUUACCUAGCAUAUUAUCAGUUGCUUCUAAUGCUCAUAUUACCACCAGUACUUCUGAAUGAUGCAUUAGUGUGUGAUUGCUGGGAGAACAGUCAGUUCUCAUGAACAUGUUUAUGAAAAGCUUGGUAUUCCGGUUGCAUAGCCUAAGACCCUGAAACGAAGCCCGGGGUUAACAAUAAUGUGGGAUAGACCUGAACAGAGUGCUAGUCAGCUGUGUACUUCGCAGGACAUCAGACAGAGGAGAAGUGUAGUGUGAUUACAUAAACAAAGAGAAACUGCACUGCGAGGCUUUUGUUAGUUCUUGUAACUAGCGAUGGGAACAUGGGUUUGGAUACUUAGCAUAAUGGCGCUGAGGGAGGGAGGAAGGUGGCGCUGAGGUAGGGAGGAAGGUGGCGCUGAGGGAGGGAGGAAGGGAGGCAGCUUUGAGGCAAUUCUCUCUGUAUAAAACCUCUGGGUCUCAGAUGGAACCCUAUUGCCUAGAUAGUGCAUUUUGACCAGAGGGUGCCCUUUGCCUUGCAACCAUCUGGAAACCUAGCGAGUACACUUAUGUAUGUAUGAUGUUCAGCACACACAUAAUCACACAUUCUCACACAGACCCAAAGACACCCACAGCUGUUCACACACAUGUAUUUAAAUUCCUGAAUUUUACGUUUGUAUUAACAUUUUACAUUUUAGAUCAAUAUUUUUGCAUUUGUAAUGCCUUAUUGAAUAAUUGAAUUCAUCAAUUCAAAUUCUAUUAGAGAUUUGAAACGGAAUUGAAUGAAUAUUGCAUUAAGUUUUCAAAUUAAAUUUCAAUUUAGUUCCAUAUUCUAUAUUUAUAUUCAGUGUCAAUAUGGUAGAUACAGUACUGCAUUCAUCCUUUACAUUAACUUCCUGAACAUAUGCCUAUGUGGGCUAACACAGUCUUCUGUCAUGCAUGUUCCGGAGAGUAUUAGCUUUCAGAAAUGGGCUAAGCUUAUUGCCCAAACGAUUAAAACCCUAGAGCCAAAUUUCUAGGAAGACAAUAAAUUCAACAUACCACAAUGGCUUCAGAAACCAACAGAAUCUGCUCCUUUGAUACCGCUAGCUUCUGUUCACCACAGAGAGAGUUUGAUUUUAUCGGUCCUCCUCUACCUUUCCUGGUUGGCAAAGUACCAGGAUGUUGUUUUGAAUCUGAAUCUGGGUAGUACUGAAUUCAAAAACGUAAAUCAUUAGAGGUGUAGAAUAUCUUCCUAUCCCGUUGUAAUUAGAUACCUAAUCUUUCUGCCUUGCCACUCCUAUGUUACUGUGUCUGGUAGACUUCUAAGAUUCAUUCAGAUUUAAUGGUGUGUGUGUGUGUGUGUGUGAGAGAGAGAGAGAGACACACGUCUCAGUGGAUACAGUCUGUAAGGAAGAGGACAGGAUUCACUCAGACAUUGCAUUUCUCCUCAAGAAACACGCCUUGCAACUGAUUCAUUUAACAUGGGGAACCAGAUAGCCUAUUUUUCUCUCCAAACAAACCCUCUCAGGCAGACACUAGUUUAGCCAAAAAGGCAUCCCUCCUAAACCAAAAGGUCGGUAGCUCCCAUACAGUUGAACUGAAUACUGAAAACAAAAAUAGACCAAACACUCAAUGUCUAAAUUCAAUAGAAUGUUUUUAAUUUUCAGAUGGCAGGUUCAAGAGAAGAUUAUGCCAAAGAGAGGCAGCUGAAUGUGUACUCAACCUCAUUCAAAAAAUAUUUGUUAAUUGACUAUGUUGCAGGAUGUAUGGUUGCUUAUUUCAGAAAGCAGUGUUGGUUUUGAUCACUGCAGUGAUGGAGACAAUAGGCUGGCCUUGUUCCCGUGGGUUGGGAGAGAGCUGGCGCCAUGCUGUCUACUCAACUGGGUGAAUGUCCUCAUCAACGCCAUCUCUCUCCAAUCACACUAAUUACCCACAAGGGGAGAGAGACGGAAUGGAAUGAGACAGAACAGCUGUACACACACAUACAGAAAGAAGCACACACACAAAGACACAAAUGCACAUAGGCACAUACAGACACAUCCAUGCACACAAAUGCACACAAACAGACACACACACACACACACACACACACACACACACACACAAACACACACACACACACAGGGUAAAAAGAGCAGAUCUCUCCUUUGCCUUAAUGAUGUGAUGUGUUUUUCACUUACCUGUAUGUAUGAGCCUACCAUCUACAUGAUGGAUUCUGGCUGGUGCAACGCACCAUGAGGUGUGCUUAUCUCUGCUACAGUGAUCUGAGUGGCUACUGCUUUGAUGCGUUUAGAUCAAGAGAAUCUGCCAGGACUGAAUGGGAUGGGUGGGAGCCGAGCAGCAUCAGUUCCAGUUUUUCGUCACUGGUCAUUUGGACAUAUCAGGAUUGGGCAAAGACAGAGAGCUUGCUUUUGCGAGGGUGGAGACUGUUUUUGCCGGAUCUCUCCAUUUCGAACACGUACGAACACAGAAGUUUAUAAAGCAGCUGACCAAAUCACGUGAGAUUUUACUUCUGGGUUAGCAAAGAUUACAGCAGUACUGCUGGACAGCAGCUCACACACUGCUUGUAGUUUACCACAGUCACAGUUGCGCCCCAAAUGGCACCCUAUUCCCUAUAUAGUGCAUUUCUUUUGUCCAGGGCUCAUAGGGAAUAGGGUGCCACACACAAUGCUCUCUGAUACAGUGCUGAAGGAUCAGUUAAUCUCUUGUGUGGACCUCCUUGUACAUAGUACAGUUAUGUUUGGUUGGUUCUCUGUAUAACUUUGUUGUUUCUUUGAAAUGUCAUUGUUAAGCAUACCAGAUGAACUCAUACUGCAGGGGUCGGCAACAGGUGAGCCACGGGCCAAAACCUGUCCACAAGUGAUUUCCCCCCACAAUUAAGAUAUGAAAUGAAUGCUAUUUUCAAAUACAACCUCUUUUGGGGCUUAGUUGUGGUCAAUUUGCAGAAUACAGAUUAUUAUUAUUAGGUUCCGGCCCUCCAACCAUACGCUUCGGCAAAAAUUGUCCCACGGCUGAAUCUAGUUGCCUACCCCUGCCAUGCUGCAACGUUACAAACACUUACUCAUUUACUGCUACUCCAUAUGGCUUGGCUUGUGUGGUCUGUGUUGGUCUCUGUUGUACAUUUUGUUUUGAAUACAUCUGUCACGCUAAACAGCACAUGAAAGCAAUUGAACAUAUCCAACUAUUGCAGCUGAUGUGGUUUACAAGCAGCUGGAGGGAGAAAUGCUGCAACUUGGUCUCAGAGCAUUUCGUAUUAUUCUAUACGAGACACUCCAUUUAGCAUAAUAUGUUACGUAUGUAUGUUCGUAUGUAUGUAUUAAUUUGUGGACUUCCAUUAUCCAUUUCGUGUGAUAUGUUAUGAAUUACAAUUGUUACAAGUUACCCAUUGCAAUUCAUACAAUAUAUUAAGAAUUUGUAAUAUGUAUGAUAUGUUACGAUUUCCAAUUUGUUGUGGCUAUCAUUAGCUAGGUGGCUAGGUGGCUAAUUCAAACAUUAGCUAGGUGGCUAAUGUUUGCUAGGCUAUGGGUGAGUGGUUAGGGUUAGGAGUUAGGUUAUAGGGUUACGGUUUAGGAGUUAGGUUAAAGGGUUAAGGUUAGGGUUAGGAGAAAGGUUAGCUAACAUGCUAAGUAGUUGAAAGGAUGUAGUUGCAAAGUUACUAAUUAGCUCAAAUGCUUACGUUGUCCAUGAUGAGAUUCGAAUACGCAACUUUUGGUUUGCUAGACAUUUGCGUUAUUUUUGCCUUAAGUAACCUUGAGUAACCUUAACCUUUUGUCUUAUGUAACCAUACCAGUGGAGUCUUGUGGGAGGAGCUAUAGGAGGACAGGCUGAUUGUAAUGACUGGAAUGGAAUUAAUGGAACGGUGUCAAACAUAUUGAAACAACAUGUUAAACUCCAUUUAAUUUAUACCAUUCCAGCCAUUGCAAUGAGCUCAUCCUCCUAUAGCCCAUCCCACCAGCCUCCACUGAACCAUACCAAACAUAUCAUACUAAUUUUAGUGUCCUGGAUUUACAUGCACUAUGUUACAUCUAGUCUGAGACCAGGAUGGGAGAAACGUAAGAUGAACCAUUGAACAAAACAACUUUGUUGUUUUUAUUGCACUGAUCUAUCAAAUGGACUUCACUUGUCCUGCUGCUGACUUGUCUGAGGCACUGUUGAACAUUUCUGAACACUGUCAGACAAUUACCCUGAAGGACUGAACUAUUAGCCCAGUAUGCAGCAUCCCUGGUGGAAGAUCUCUGUUUUCAACAGAGCAGCAUGUAUUACUGUCCAGUUUCCACAUUAUAUCCUCUACCUGACUGAGACCCCUGCAUUGGCCAUUAUCAGCAACUAUCCCAAACCACCUCUGUUACACCACUUACUCUCUCGGGUUAUGCUUUCAUAAGUGUUAUUAUGUGUUAUUUCAGACAUGUGUAUUUCAUAUGUAUUUGUUACUCUUGUUGAGAGAUUUACGUCGACAUUGUGAACGCACUUAUUGCAGUCGUGUCAAGAUAUUUAUUUUAGCAGGAUUCUUCAGGAUUCUUCAGUAAAGAAAAAUGUAAAAAGAGCAAAGGUAUUUACAGUGUUCGUAUUGCUUUACACUAAACCCACUAUCUCUGAUGUACAUAUUCAGGUGUUUUCUGGGGAUUCUUUAGCCUUUUAACACAUAGCUUUGUUGUUUGUUGUUUUCAUGCAAAUCUCAAUAUCGUGUUAAUGUUUUGAAUACGUUUGCUCAUAUUAUAGCUACUAUUUUAAUCUAACAUCAGUUUGUCGAGAAUAUUGUAGCCUAUAGUAUUUAGUAUGACUUCAAACAAAGAAUCUAAACAAUGUUUAAGUGUAGAAAAAGUUUACACUUAAACCCCCCCCCCCAAAUAAUGUUGGGGAAUUACUAAAACAACACAGACAACAAUAAUUCCUGACCUCCAGUAGAGACCUCACCACACAGAUAAAAGGAGAGAGGAGGGAGAGAAGAGGGAGAGAAGAGGGGGAGGAGAGGGAUCGGCGAGUGGAGAGUCCUGUGUCAGAGUAAGUGUGUUUGUGUUUGGACUGGACCUUUGUUUUUUGGUCUGUAAAAGGAGAGCAGAGGGCAGUCUGUGCGUAUUAAACACCAGUCCAACUGCACGGGUCUGGACAGAGUGCGUCUGUCCACGUUUCUGUAGACCUGCCAGAACAGCAGUGACUCACAGGCCAUGUAAUUUAUCCGUAAAUUGGGAUACGUUCCAUAUGGCAGCCAUAUGUGCCCUGGUCAAACGCAGAGCUCUAUAAAGGGAAUAGAGUGCAAAUCUCAGACAUGGGCUUGGCUUUCGGGAAGCAGUCUAUUUAAGAAUCAUCUGACUGUAACAAUCUAUCCUAUUUCAAGGAAAAUAUAAAAAUAUGACAUACCUGAAUGUUCCUGAUGAUACUUUUUACAGCAUUGUAAGGUGUUUCUGUGAGCAGUGUGUUGGUUGUAGAGCGAGCUAACCGCAGCCCGA